Molecule: messenger RNA, 1186 nt
Organism: Pseudopipra pipra
Lineage: Eukaryota; Metazoa; Chordata; Aves; Passeriformes; Pipridae
Gene: IMPACT
Product: impact RWD domain protein
Exons: 11
Coding region: 89-1051 (320 amino acids)
Biological process (GO): GCN2-mediated signaling; regulation of translational initiation
Cellular component (GO): cytoplasm
Molecular function (GO): protein binding
Source: RefSeq, a predicted model, not a curated record
CGUCACGGUCACAGCUGCGCACACGGCCCGGCGCCGGGCGGCUCCCUCCCCCUUUCCCUCCUACUCGUCUCCCUUCGCUUGGGUCCCGAUGGCGGCCAGUGACACGGGAAGGGCCCAGCAGCAGAUUGAUGAAAUUGAAGCCCUUUCAUCCAUCUAUGGUGAAGAUUGGUGUGUUGUUGAUGAAGAUGAAAAAAUCUACUGCAUUAAGAUUAGUGAUUGUCUGGAUCAACCAAAAUGGACCCUCUGUUUGCAGGUGAUUUUGCCACCAGGAUAUCCGACUGAAGAGCCACCCAUUUAUCAACUCAAUGCCCCUUGGCUUCGAGGACAAGAUUAUACGGAACUAGCAAAUAGCUUGGAAGAAAUAUAUCUACAGAACCUUGGUGAAAGUAUACUGUAUUUAUGGGUGGAGAAGAUACGAGAAGUUCUGAUAGAAAAGGCACAAUCUUCAGAGCCAGAACCGGAUAUUAAGAAAACCAGUGAAGAAGUUGAUGAAGUUGAUGGAGAAGAUUUUCUCCUAGACUAUGAGCCCAUUCAGGAAGAUCCAAUUAAAAUGUUAAAUUACAUGACAUCUGAAAGUCAGGAAGAUGAAGAACUGCCACCCAUACAUCACGGAAACCCAAUCACAGAUCGAAGGAGUACUUUCCAGGCACAUCUGGCCCCAGUGGUGACAACCAGACAAGUAAAACGAGUUCUUGAAAAAUUAUAUGAGAACAAGAAGAUUGCAAGUGCUACUCACAACAUAUAUGCAUACCGAAUAUACUGUGAAGAUAAGCAGACUUUCUUACAGGAUUGUGAAGAUGAUGGAGAGACAGCAGCAGGUGGACGUCUUCUUCAUCUCAUGCAGAUUUUGAACGUCCACAAUGUGUUAGUUGUGGUAUCCCGCUGGUAUGGAGGUAUUCUCUUAGGACCAGAUCGUUUCAAACAUAUAAACAAUUGUGCAAGAAAUGUACUUGUGGAAUAUGACUAUGUGCCUUCAGUGGAAGAAUCAUCUAGACAAGCAGGAAAGAGCAAAAAGAUAAGGAAGGACAACAAGAAGAGAACAGAACACUAAUUUAUUUUUUAAAAACUUUAAAAUAUUACUUUGCACAUAUUUCUACAAAGAAAACCUGGACCUUAUUGCCUUAUCUGGUACAACAGAUAUGUUGUAUUCAGAAGAGAAUUCAGUAAAGAUAUAGAUAUAUUUUCA